AUGGUCAAAGCACUCGCACUUUUGACAGCGGCCGUCUUGGCCUUGUCUACUCGCGUCAAGGCAGACUGCGAAUGCGGUUACUUGGAUCCAGUAACCAACCAUCUCUGGACCGAUGCCUCGUUCAGCUAUUUCAACGAGUCCGGUCUGGACGACAUUGUCAUGAACCCGGCCGUUUCUCCCCGAGUCGACGGUGCUAUGAGCGCCGGUGACUCGGGUGACGGCCAACAGACCUGGUCUGCAGUUGGUGACCACAUCAACAAGUACGAGGACUCGUUUGGCGCUACAUACCUCAGUGCAGUCAGCUACAAUAACACCUACAUUGACAACCGCACCGAGGGUCUUGCUAUGGAAGUUUCACGUGCUGACCAGGUAAAACACAUUGUUAAUGGCUCGAGCCUCGUCACAAGACGGCGCGAUAUCCUGUACGGAUCAUUUCGUGCCAGCAUUAAACCUCCUUUCAUCAAAAAGGUACCUUGGCUUGACCACGGAUAUGGAUCAGGCUUCAAGUUCUCGAUCGCAUUCAACAACUCGGAGCGCAUGCACGUCGACAUUCUCACGCACGACUACAUGUACAACUCGACCCUCGGUUGGGGUUAUUCCGCUGCUCGAUGGAACGACGACCCGCUCAAGACGAAUCUUACCUACUUUCAGAACUUUACUCAGACUAACGCGACUGCUUUCCUCGAGCAUCGAAUGGAGUGGCUCAACUCAACCGUGAUCCAGUACAGGAACAACGCCGAGAACCAGUCAGUCAACUUCUACCAGGUCAUCAAGGGUCAGAACACUAUCAACCUACCGUCAACUCCGGCGCCUGUCUCGCUUGAGGCAUGGUCCAACGGCGAGCCUUCGUCGUCCCAGGGUCCCCCCAUUUACGAACCCAACGUUGCACGUGUCAUGUACACCCGCUUCUUCUUCAACUCUUCUCUCAUCGAGCGUCAUAAUCAAUUCGUAUCGCAGUGCGGUGCUGCUGCCGCUUCAGCUAAAGCGGUCUGCAGCACCGAAGACCACACGCUCCGAGCCAGCACACCCUUCGAUCUGGUGGCUGUAAAGCAGUACAAGCCCAAGAAGGGCAAGUUCCGAGUUCCCAUGUGGGCUGCCAUCAUCGAGAUCUGUUUCUUGUCCCUCCUUGUAGUGACCGUCGUUCACGGUCUUUACAUUCGUAAAAUUAAGGACACCGAGAAGAAGCGCAAGGCUGCUAAGCUCGCCCUCCAGGAAGAGAAGAAGCAGACUGCGCUCGAGCAGUACCACGAUAUUGACGAACGCACCGACUUGCCCCAAUCCAGGGCAGCUGCCGACUUCGAGAAGCCUUACAAGCAGAUCUGGGCCGUUCCCGAGCUCAUGGAUGAUUGGGGCUCCGAUGACGAGAGUGACAUUGACGAGGACGAUGCUCGCUUCUGGGACUCGGUCGACGUUCUCCGCAGCGCUAAUUACAAGGAAGACCGAGAUGCGAACCAGCCUGGAUUGCCUCACUUCAACGACGCCUCCGAUAUGAAGCCUUCCUCGAGCACCGACAGUCUCGACAAGAUCGAGACGCUCCAUACUGAGGGCCUCGCCGGCAGCAGCUCACCUCCUCGCUCUAACAGCCGGGCCAGUAGCAUUAACCGCAUCCCUGUUGCUUCGUCCAACCAAUUCCAGCUGGUCAACCGUCCCACCUUCCCUCGGGAGAACUCGAGUUUCGGUCAGCAGACGGUGAGCCGCAUGCACAGUGGCAUCCCGUACAGUACUGGCACUGGAAACAAGGUUGGCAGCAGCCCUCGCUUCGUUCACUACCAAGAUAACAUGGAUGCUGAGGCCGCCGACCGCGGCAGCAGCUAUCCUCCUCGGCGUAACGAGCUGAGCAGCCUCGACUCGUACCAGUCUGACAUCCAGAUGCCUAGCCACUCGCACGACACUUCUCGCACUCAGCGUUACCUCCGAGACAGCAGUAGCAACGCGAGUCUUCCCUACAUUGCUCCCAGAUACACUGGUUCGGUUGGUUCGCAUUUCGGGGCCAAUUCAGCCGCUUCGUUGCUCAACUACAGUGGUACUGGUGGCGGAAACGACAACAAUGUUGGUGCUAGCCAUGGUUACUCGUCUUCGAUCAACAUCAACUGGGACAACGAGCCCAAGAUCAUUCAGUGGAACAAACGUAAGAGUGUAGCUGUCGAUCAGGUCGUCGGUCAGCUCGCUCAGCCCGCGAUGGGUGACAAGAACGCCGCUCGUCGUCAAUCGAUGGUGGUGCACCCGGCGCCCAACGGACACUCGUUUAUUACCGUCAUCUACCAGCGCGUCUACAACUUCUUCUUCAUUUCUGGCGAUGGUCUCAAGACGGCUGCUGGUGACGCUCGUAUCGACUAUUUGGACGGGAUGCGUGGAUUCGCGUGUCUUUUUGUUUCGCUUGGACACUUUAUCCUCAUGUUCUGGAACUCGAUGGCUAACUUCUCUGGCCCGCACCACUACUACGAGUUCGAGUACUGGAUCCGAGUCAUUUUCGGGCCGAUUGUCAUCAACGCUGGUUUGGUGCUGGGUAUCUUCUUCUUGCUGCCUUCACGUACCAUGGGUUCGCGCUAUCUGGUCAAGGGUGGUCUUCAGUCGCUCGCCGACAACUCGGUUCGUCGUAUGCCGCGUCUCGUGAUCCCUGCUGCGGGUGCGUGUCUGGCAAACUACAUGAUGAUCGACGUUGGCGCCUACAAGUGGGUGGCUCGGAUGAAUUCGUUGACGUGGUCCACUUGGUCGUACUACCAGAACUUCGACAACGCGCUCGACUUUCUGGACUCGUUUAUCGCGCUUUGGUGGGCUGGCCCGCCCGACAACCCGGCGCUAGUCACUCGUUACGCCACCGGUGUGCUGUGGACAAUUCCCGUGAUUGUUCAGGGUGCGUGGACGUGCAUGCUUUGCGCCGUUUUCGCGCACGAGAUCAAGACGACCUGGAAGCGAUUCUUUUUCUACUUUAUGUGCAUCCUGCUCUCAUGGUAUGCACAGACGUGGGAUCUAUUCUUCAUGGCCGGUCUUGUGGUUGCGGAUCUUGACAUCAACCUCAAGUAUCGCAAAUGGGGAGAGCUGGGCUUUCCGCUUCUGCCCAAGGGCUACGCCAAGCUGCUGCGUAUCCCGGAACGCUACCGUCAGAAGUUUGCACUCAAGGGCAAGGUGGUUCCGUGGAUAUUUUUCCUCGGAUGCUGUGUUCAGCAAUGGCUCACUUACAUUCCCGGUGCGCCCGCUGAGAACUUUGACGUCUGGGACAUCGGUGUCCACCCCAACUUUUACAACAGCAGGCCCAACCAGUGGAACAACGACACCGGAUACAAGUACCAGCGUCCACGUACUGCGGCGUGGUUUUUCGUAAUGAGCAUCUUCAUCCUCGCCGAUCACUCGGCCGCAUUCCGGCAGAUUUUCCGUCUGCGCAUCUGGUCCUUCCUCGGCAAACACUCGAUGGCCUACUUCUUGCUCCACGGCAUCAUCUUCUGGACAUGGGGCUCCUGGCUGUGCGUCACAAUGCUCGUCAACCGAGUCGACUACUUUGCCACCAUCAUGGUCGUCUUUGUCACCAGCUAUAUCCUCCUUACCCUCUUCUGUGUUUGCUUCACUUACACUUUCGAGUACUGGGGCAUCAUCGCCUCCAAGGCUUUCUGGCGUGCCACCUCCGGCAACCUCGGCCGUCGUGCCGGUGCGUAA
Molecule: messenger RNA, 3651 nt
Organism: Mycosarcoma maydis (corn smut)
Lineage: Eukaryota; Fungi; Basidiomycota; Ustilaginomycetes; Ustilaginales
Exons: 1
Coding region: 1-3651 (1216 amino acids)
Molecular function (GO): acyltransferase activity, transferring groups other than amino-acyl groups
Source: RefSeq, a predicted model, not a curated record